Lagenorhynchus albirostris (white-beaked dolphin) is the source of this 340-nucleotide messenger RNA. It is a transcript of the gene SMIM43, whose product is annotated as small integral membrane protein 43. The transcript has a single exon. Bases 1 to 192 code for a protein of 63 amino acids. Lineage: Eukaryota; Metazoa; Chordata; Mammalia; Artiodactyla; Delphinidae. The record is from RefSeq and is a predicted model, not a curated record.
AUGGAGUGGGAGCUCAACUUUCUGCUCUACCUGGCGCUCUUUUUCUUUCUGCUCUUCUUACUUUUCCUCCUGCUCUUCGUAGUCAUCAAGCAGCUGAAGAACUCCGUGGCCAGCACUGCCGGGGCGCUGCAGCCCGGGCGCCUCUCGCUGCACCGGGAGCCUUGGGGCUUCUCCCACGAGCAGGGGGUGUGACCGGCGCCGCACGGACACUGGCAGGAGGGCAUGGAGCUGUUCGGGCACCGAGCUGGUUCUCGGCCUCGAUUCUCUGGCCGCCCGGGUUCGAGGGCCAGGCUCGGCUGCCUCGCUGGCAGGUCCGUUUGGAGGUGGGAGGGGUUGGCAA